Molecule: messenger RNA, 2005 nt
Organism: Cephus cinctus (wheat stem sawfly)
Lineage: Eukaryota; Metazoa; Arthropoda; Insecta; Hymenoptera; Cephidae
Product: zinc finger protein OZF
Exons: 3
Coding region: 361-1737 (458 amino acids)
Biological process (GO): regulation of transcription by RNA polymerase II
Cellular component (GO): nucleus
Molecular function (GO): zinc ion binding; DNA-binding transcription factor activity; RNA polymerase II cis-regulatory region sequence-specific DNA binding
Source: RefSeq, a predicted model, not a curated record
UUGUUGUCCAAACACAAACUACAAGAGGACUCAGCUGACACUGGCUGACACCAACUAGAGGGACACCUAGGCACCUCUACUAGAGGGACUCUAACACUAACUGACUGCAACUGACACCUAGAUCUCACCGAUCGUACGGAUUAUGGCUUCUCUGGGCUCCUCUCUUUCCCAUAAACUUGAUCAGACGCAAUCAUCCAACUCUCGGUUGAUAAGUAUACAUAUAUUAUAGGAUGAUAUAAGCAGAGAUGAGUACUGAUACCUACUCAUCUCUGAUAUAAGAGUAGUUACCGUUAAUUGAAUAAAAGAAACAAAUAAUCAGAUUAUAAAUAUGCAAAACAAUACUCGGGAAUUAGGUUUUCAAUGAUAAAUUCUAAGCACUGCUACGGUUUAAAAGGAUCUGAGAUGGACAACGUGUGCAGGUUAUGCCUUCAGGCUAAACAGAAUAUGUUGCCUAUUUUUUAUAAAGGGCAAUAUUCAAUUAAACUGCUAUUACAGAUUAGGGAGAGCUGUUCUAUCGAGUUACUGGAGAGCGAUACUUUGCCAAAGCAGAUUUGCAAAGGUUGUAAACUUAAGCUCACUACAGUACAGAAGUUUAGGGAGCAAUGCAAACAGUCAGACCAUGUACUACGCGAGUACUUCAAACUUCCAAUAACUUCCAGUACUCAGGCAUCAUCAAGUAAGAGCUUUGUGGAUAUCGGAGUACAAGCUGAGAUCAUAUCAUCUGCUGAAGCUGUUCUUGUAAAAAAUGAAGAAAUAGUUCAAAAUAUUGAUCCUCUGGUAGUGGAACCGCGACAGACAAACGUUGAUCAUGAUGAUGAAGAUAUCACUAUAUGUACAGUCAGUUAUUCAGAGACUGACGAUGACAUGUAUACUUUUGGAGACAAUGACUCAUACUCCGAUGAAAUAUUACAUAAGCUAGGAAAAGAUAAGAAGGCAUUAAGCAUGACAAAUGAUAGAAAAUCUAAACAGAGAUUCUUGUGUCAUAUCUGUCAAAAGGAAUAUAUAUCCAAGAAAGCACUGUUGAAACAUACUGAAGCACAUUUAAAUGAAAACAUUUUCACUUGCAUUAUUUGUGGUAAAACUUACAAUAAUAAAAAAAAGUUAGAUGAUCACAAUAUAAAACAUAAUAAUGAAUAUAAUGAAAACUUUAAAUGUGAAAUAUGUAGUAAGCCUUUUAAAGAAAAGAUCGAACUCAUGUACCACUUACGAGUACAUGGUAAGGGACCAUCUCUGAAUACAGAAAAUCAGUAUCUAUGUGAUAUUUGUAACAAAACAUUUGUAUCCAAAUCAGGUCUCUGUUUACAUAUUAAGUCUCAUACUGGUGUAAAACCAUUCAAGUGCCAAUAUUGUCAUAAAGGUUUCGCAAUUUCUAGUUAUAUGAUAAGACACGAGAGAACACACACCCGAGAUAAAUGUUACGUCUGUCACGUUUGCAGUGCUGCGUUCGCUUCAGCUAAUGGUUUAAGGUAUCAUAUAAGAAUUCAUACUGGUGAGGCAAAUUAUCACUGUGAAACUUGUGGCAAAGCCUUUAGAAGAUUUAAAUAUUUGAAAGAACACACAUUCACACAUACUGGUGAAAGACCCUUUGUUUGUAAAAUAUGUGGCUCGGCUUAUGGAAAUUCAGGCAGUUUAUUUGUACAUGAAAAAAAAUGUAAAGCUUAUUAUGGAACAACCAGUAUGUCGGACACAGUUAUAGGAUACACUGAUUCAAGUAUGCAGUCACAUUGUGUCAUGUGAUGACAUAGUUAGAAAAAGGUUCAAAGUUGGGCUGGAAUCUCAAAGAUGAUCAUUAUAUUAAUUUUUAUUGCCCAAACCUUUUCCAAUCAUCACUUAACACAUAUUCAAUUAUUUGCACCUAGGAUAAAAUAAAAGAAUAAUUUCUUUAAUAUAUUUAUUUUUGGGUCAUCUUUUUCAUCAUAGAGAUAAGAUUUACAAACAGUUUCUUUUGUACUUCUUAUGUAGAAAAUCCGUUGUAAAAAAUAUAAUCGCGUUACUUUUGCAUAAA